Molecule: messenger RNA, 4251 nt
Organism: Neodiprion virginianus
Lineage: Eukaryota; Metazoa; Arthropoda; Insecta; Hymenoptera; Diprionidae
Product: MAM and LDL-receptor class A domain-containing protein 2-like
Exons: 10
Coding region: 379-1959 (526 amino acids)
Cellular component (GO): membrane
Source: RefSeq, a predicted model, not a curated record
ACUCAUCCGAUUACAAAGACCAUUUCUACCGCGUAUUAUUGCCGAGAAAAGAAUCGGGCUCGUGGCACCAAAGCGACUGCAAUUACUCGAUCGGAGUUCAGACUCGCUCGGUUUAAUUGUCUCCGCGUAACUUUUGCCGCUUGGCAAUCGAAGGCGCCUUGUCGCGUGGAAAUCGAUAUUACGAUACAAGAAAUUCGAAACCUUGCCAACUUAUCAUCGAAUCGCGAACUCUCACAGUAUUUUUUCAACUCGAUUACAGCGCAGACCGAGUUCGCAAUUUUUUUUUUUUUUUUUUUUUUGUUUUUUUUUUGUUUUUUGAGUGAAUCUCAAACUUGUUAUGUGCCAAAAACGCUACUCCAGAUAAACCGCCUUUGAACAAUGAAGUUUUCCGUUCUCAUCUGCAGUGUUUUAAUUACUAUCACUGGUUUCUACGUCGAGGAUUCGUUACAGGUUCCAUCCCGAUGUCGCGAGGUAAAAAUAUUGAACGGGAGAAUGCGUCAGAAGCCGCGAGGAAGAAUGGUGAGAUUUUACUGCGACCCGGGGUUUAAAUUGAUAGGAAACAAGUACGCAAUUUGCAUCAAAGAAAGAUUGGACCUUACGCCUCCGAUCUGCGUCAAAACAACGUGCUCACCGAUCGAGAAGCCGGAGAACAGUUUGAUGGUGCAAAAGGAAUCCGGUGCUGUUCUAAUGUUCUUUUGUGAGCCGGGUUACCAGCUGCAGGGUCCCAAGGAAAUAUACUGCACCGGUACAGCAUGGAACGACACAGCGCCAACAUGCAAAAACACAAGGACAAAUCCGCCGACAAGUUGCAAUUUCGAUGAUCCUGACCUUUGCUCCUGGGAACAAGAUCCUAUGCACGACUUCGAUUGGACGAGGCACAAUUUCCGCACCGGGAGAUCGAAAAUCCCAACCGGCCCUUCGCACGAUCACACUCUCGGAUCAGGAUACAACGGCUAUUACUUGUACACCGAGGCGUCGGGGAGAACAGAAAACCACACUGCACGAAUCGUGUCACCUCUUUACAGUUCCAAUCUGACCGAAGCAGGAUGUUUUUCAUUCUGGUACCACAUGUACGGACGUACCAUCGGCACACUGAACGUUUUUGUCAAAGCUGAAGGUGAAACGAAACUUGGAAAAUUGAUGUUCACCAAAAGUGGAAAUCAGGGUAAUGCGUGGUGGCCCGGUUUCUUUUACUUGCCAAAAGUUGAAGACAAUUUUCAGAUAAUCAUAGAGGGAGUAAGAGGCCAAGGAUAUCUGAGUGAUAUUGCCAUCGACGAUGUAGCGAUUCUGCAGGGAAAUGCGUGCAUGGACCAGCUAAAUAUGACGAAGGAAGUGACUCCAGCCGAUGAUGAUAACGAUCAAGUGGAGAUCGUAAAUUCGAUGCAGACUUGUAACGGAAAGUGCACAAAUUUCAACGCCACGCUUGAUUCCAGCGAAGUUUGCCAGUGCGACCUGUUCUGCAUGGAUAGACAAAACUGCUGUCCUGACUACGAUGAAUUCUGUUUUUCGUCCACUGAUUUCGACGAUAUCAGUACCUCGAUUACAGAAGGUUUACAGACGUUUUCCUUCGCUCCUAUUCCCAUUAGUCCCAAGGACGGCCUGGAUCCAAAUCCGCCAAAGUGGCUGGACGAUAAGACAAGCGAAAAACCGACCCCUAGCAGCACUCAACAUACCCUGGCGGUGACCGUCUCGAGUGAAGAAGUAGACGCCCAGAAAUCAAGUCGAGAUCCGAGGAAGUUUUCGCUUUCAGGAAUUAUUGCGAUAGUUGCAGGCAUCGCAGUAGUUAUGAUCGUUGGUGCAGGACUCGUCAUCUUUUCUGUCUUACAAGUGCGCAAUAAUUACAAAAAAAAUUCGCGAAAAUCGGCUCUCUCCGAAGACAGCGACGUCAGAUUUCUCACCUCCGAUGAAAUGCUGGAUUUCAAUAUCGCAAAACCUGAAGACAUGGAACUUCCUUCAUAAAUGCAACCGGUGAACUUGGUGGGAUUUUAUUUAUUCUUUUGAAAAUGGUGAUCCGUUAUUCCGAAAGAAUAUCUUUAACAAGGGUGAAAAUAUCUAAGCAGAUAAUCUCGAAAAUUUAGGCAAAAGAUUUAAAUUUUAUAUCGUCAAUAGUUACUUUUUUUUACUGCAGUUAGAAGUGAAAACUUUGUGAAAAGCGGAUUUACGUUUGAGAGAAAAAAAAAAUGAUAAAUUUUUCGUGCACGUAAAAAGUCCUCAAAAACGAUAUAAAUACGAUAUUUUUAGUUCUCAUUAGUAUGUACCAAUGAAAAACGCAAUGAGGUGAGAAAAAUCUCGUGAAAAUCGGCACAUUUAAGUCCGGAAUGAAGAUGUUUUUUACGUAACGGAUUGUUAUCAGCGGAAAAUUACGCCCGCGUUACCUGAUAAUAUAUGUACUUCAUUAAUGGUAUAGGAAAUAAUUUAUACAUAGGUAUACAUGCGAAUAUACAUUAUUGAUAUUUGUAAAGUGUAGUUUCAUGAAUGAAUUAGUUUAGAAGUGUACGCAGUGAUUUAUCCCUUUUUCGAAAAUAUAGAAAGAAAUAAAACAUAAAUCAAAAUAAAUCCUAGCUUCGUUAUUCUCAAGUGAAUAUUGCGUGAAAGUCAUAUUCUGUGUCACACCAUACUUCGCUAUAUUAUUUGACUUGCGACGAGGCAAAAAUUUUUUGAUGAUUUUCCAAAUCCUUGUGUAUAAAUUAUAAAAUAAUAAUACGUAAAGAAAAUUAUUAACGUUUUUUUAAACUCAUGAUAUUUCUCUUCAAUCUUAAUACACUUACAAAAGAAACUGUAUUUUCACUGUUUUAUUGUAUAAAUAAACGCACAACACGUGAGAGAGUUGGAAAAAGUUAAAAGUGGAAAAACCAUGAUACACGAUUUAAAGAAAUAACUGACUUACCGAUACUAUUUUAAACUGAAAAUUAUAUCGCAUCACGUAUUGCAAGAUUAUAUACCGCAAAAAACUUCGUGCAAUACGAAAUACUUGAAUAAAUAAAAUUGCUCCAAUAUCAAGGUGUAUAAAAAACAAUCCUGUUGAAUUAAAAGAGAAGAAAAAGUGCAAAAGUCGUGGCAAUUACAUACACGGUGCAAAAUUUUUUUUACCAUAAUUUUAUUAAAUAAAUAAAGUACUUCGGUAUCACAAAAUUCGUGCGCCUUAAAUUUAACAUAAUAUACGCAUAGUUAUAUUGAUUCCUCUUUUUUUCUAUCUUCUACGCAGUGUAUAUAAACAUAGACGCUCAAUUUAUUUGCAAAAGGCAUCCAGCGCCUCGUAAAUCCGAUAUUAUAUAAUCCUAAAGCAAACUAUAACUACAUCUAUCAUAUGCGUGAAAGUAUUUGCAGCAAUGUUAAUUAAAUGCGAUAAACGCGGAUAACAUCACGAAUGCAAAAUUGCUUGAAGUGUACGAAUUUUUAUUUUUCUUCUUCUCUAUUUUUUUUUUUUUUUUUUUUCUUUCUUCCAUUCAAAGCCCCGUCAUUUUAUGUAUACAACUAGCGUAAAACCGUUCAUCAGGUACCGUGUAAUUAACUGUUCGGUAUACAUGUGACGCUGUUGGCUUAAGAUUCUCACUAUCGGUACACAUUUAAUAUUUAAAUUACCACUGAUAUUGGGAUUUCAAUCGUUUCCCGCACGAUGGGAAUUGUUCAAGAAUGAAUCAAAGUAAUGUAGGAACUAGGGUAUUAUUAUUAUUAUUAUUAUUAUUAUUAUAUGUAAGCUUGAUAAAUUACACGCGGUAAUUCUUGUGGCGAGAAAGAAAAAAAAAUUUAACAUACAUGACCAGAAAAAAAUUCUAGUUACAUUAAUCCUGUAAGCGAUGAAUAAUAUGGAAAUUGUCGAUGCUACAGAUAUAAAUAUUUUUACAAAAUAUUGCCUAUGCAGUUUUAUGUUAAGCAAUUUUGAUUGCCGUAUUGUGUAUAAUUUUUCCGUGACAUAUACGCGAAUUGAUAAUGAACACCCGCGCUAGUAAUUCAUCGGAAAAUUCAUCAAAAUUCAAUUUUAGUGAGGUAAAAAUGAUUAGAGAAUUCACAAAUAAUUAAUUAUACCUAAUUAGAGAGUUCUGAUUGCUUGGAAAAUUUUCUGAAACGGAUAUCUCGCUGUUUUCUAUUUGUUUCAUUUUUUCAUCACCUUUCGUGCUAUAAGAUAAGUAUUGGAUUAGGUCGAAUAUCACUUUUUCUAAUUUUAAGAAAUCUUUACGUUUUCGAACCUGUAGAAUUCGAAAUACAGGUUUUUAGAAAAAUGUAUGUCUGGAUGUCGGAUGAUCUCGGAAA